This is a messenger RNA of Bombyx mori (domestic silkworm), 3451 nucleotides long. Its product is annotated as WD repeat-containing protein on Y chromosome. Bases 150 to 3395 code for a protein of 1081 amino acids. The record is from RefSeq and is a predicted model, not a curated record. Gene Ontology annotation, molecular function: protein binding. The transcript is spliced from 18 exons. Lineage: Eukaryota; Metazoa; Arthropoda; Insecta; Lepidoptera; Bombycidae.
AAUUGUCAAUAAUUGUCAUCACGUUCAAUGAAUUUGAAACAUUGUUACAUACAUUUUUUUCUGAAAAUGUCCUUAAGAUAAUUAAAUGUAAUACGAGAGCCUCAAGUUGUUAUUUUGCAUACGGAUUUCAGUUUACUGUUCACACCGAAAUGGCUAAUGAAAGCGAUGUUAAGUCAAUAAUGACUUUUUCUACUAAGUCUGAAGCAAGCACAGCGCUUCAGAACAUAAGUCGUUGGAAGAAUGCACCUCUCCAUGAACGUUGUACCAUUACAGACAUGUUGAAAAUAAAAGAAGCAUUUCAAGCAAAUAUGAAUAAAAUGCUUCCGAAUGAAUUUAGAAAUUUGUUAAGAACGUUACUCAACGUUGAAUAUGACGACGACGAUUAUAAAAUAUUGUUUAUGAAAAUAAACACAAAUCGAACCGGUGAUAUAGAAUGGGACGAUUUAGUCUCCCAUCUACUGCUGGGGUACUUCGCGAGUGGUGCAGAGGAGCAGCGCGAAUCCCUACAGCCGCCUAUCAUGGGUCUACCCACCGUCAUGCGCUCGCAACACCGACACCCUGUUUCGAGGAUAUGUUUCUGUCCUGAUGUUGCAAAGGAUCGAAGCACGGACCCGAUGCAGGGCACGUACAUAACGGCCAGUCGCGACGGCAUGAUCAACUGGUGGUCGCUCGACAUGGUGCUUCUCAGAACUGCCUUCUCUUCUAGCCCUCAUCUAAAAGUCCGCAUAACGUGGGUAACGGACUUGGUGUGUAUGCCAGAUGUAAACAUCAUAGUGACAAGCUCCACGGAACGAGACCUUCGUUUCUAUGACUGCACAGCCAAGACCUUCACGCUGAAGAUUGUCAUCACUAGUUGGGAGUUCAUGAUUUGCACAAUGUACUACCACUUCCACAAGGAUAUAAACGAGAAGUGCCUCCUGAUCUGUGGCGACGUGGGCGGCAACGUCCGAGUGCUGAUGUUUUCACCGAUCAAACGCGGACCGUUCCAGAACCAGCCGGGGAAGGCGCUCAUACAGCUCCGACAUGUAGAUUUGCAGCGUAAGCCUCAACUGCUGCCAGCAAUGCAGCUAGUGGAACUGACCAGGGUUCACAGCGAUUGGGUUCGUCAAGUGUCGUACUACGAGUCCUUGCACUGUGUGGUGUCGUGCUCCACGUGUGUCGACUCCUUACUCAUGUGUGACAUCGCUGGCUCUAAAACUCAUAACAUGUUUAAAGUUGAAAAGGGCAUUCAAUGCUUCGCGUUCGACGAAGCCGCUCAUGUACUGGUAACGGGUGGUCCGGAUUGUGCAGUUCGAGUGUGGAAUCCUUUCGUUCCCAGUAAAUGUAAUGCAAUUCUGUUGGGCCACCACGCCGCCGUCACCAACAUCGUGCUGCAGAACAACGGUCAAACCGUCUACUCCCUCUCCAGAGACAGAAUUAUCAAAGUCUGGGAUGUACACGGACAAGUCUGCAUACAAACGUACAUCGACGUGCCAGCACAAGUGGGCGAGCGCACGCCCAUCACGGCGGUGUACAACCCGGUCAGCCGCGAGUACAUCCUCGCAGCCAUGAAGGUGGCCGUGCUCGUGCUGGACGAGCAGCUCAACCCGGCGCACACCGACGGCUUCACGCACUCGAGGGCCGUGGCCGAGGUGCUGUACAACCCGCUCUUCAAGGUCAUCAUCACUUGUGGAAUGGACAGCAUUAUUAUCAACUGGGAUCCAGCGACGGGAAAGCGAAACACUCUGAUCCGGGAUGCUCACACCCGUCUGCUCCAUGGAGAGUUGAUUCCAGUGGAAAUCACUGCAGCAUGCUUCGACCCUGGAUACCAACUCCUAUUGACGGGAGCCAGAAAUGGGUCGCUCAAGGUGUGGAACUUCAACACUGGAAUAUGUUUGAGGACCAUGAGUAUCGAACAUAUGUGCGAAGUGACCAGCUGCUUUUGGGUUGAAGGAAGGAUCUUGGCAGUGGGCUGGAAUCGUCACGUGACAGAGUUCGAAGAGACUGGCACCGGCAGCACCGGCAAGAGUUGGGAAACGCGGCACAGCGACGACGUGUUGGCUGCUGCAGCUCGACCUCCCCUGGCGCUUGCUACUGCUUCCUACAACUCUGAACUAUUGCUGUGGAAGCUGGAGACUGGACAGCCCUAUCGACGUUUUUCAUGCACGGAACCAACCCUUCGAAUCAAGAUGCAGUACUCCAAGCGUGAAGCUCGUGCCUCCUCCUCAGCCCAGUCCUCAUCGCCUGCUUCAAGACGGGCUUCUUCUAUGAGAAGACCCAGCAUGGUUGAACGUGAGUCCGUGAGUGCGUCGACAGCGAUGCGUAAGGCCUACGCUCGCAGAGUGUCGACUGUGUCUCUACCGGCCCGAGCCCAGCACAUGCGACAGUUGGCUGUUCAUGCAAUCAUCUUUUUACUCACCAGACCAUGCUCCAUGAACGUUGCAUCUCUAAUGCUCUCUCUGGAGAACGGUCAGGUCCAAGGUUGGUCGGAUCAUUCAGCCGGCGGAUACCAAGGCUCGUUCCAGGCCAUUCACACGGCUGGAGACUAUGUGUCGGCAUUCGCUACCGACACGAACAAUGACUAUCUCUUCACCGGUACCACAAUCGGGUAUAUCAAGGUUUGGCUCAUGAGAAACUAUCUGCGGAACGAAGAGGUCCACAUCUGUAUGCCGAAGCUACGUUUAGAGUUUCCGUUUCUAUGGCGGGACCGGCUGGAGGGCCGCGCCAAGCGCUGCGUCCGCCAGCAGCCGCUCCCGCUGUUGCUCAACAGCUACCGCGCACACCUGCGCUGCGUCACGACCCUCGCUUAUGUCGACGAACUCAAACUGUUGUUCAGUUUUCCGAUGGCCCACUCGUGCCUAAGAGGACCGUGGGACAUUAUGUGGUGGUCUGUAAGUCGUAGUUCUCUGCUAUGGCUUCCAGCGGUAGCUCGGACUACAGCGUGCGAGUGUGGCGCCUGUCCGGUGAAUACUUGCACACGCUGGGCAGCUUCUUGCCCUGGAGUCUCGACCUUACAAGGUUCCCGCCUGACGUCAAGAAAGUUGCGAGUUUUACGACUUUUAAGGUGUGGCGCGGGGGCUACGUCUCCCGCUACGUGCCGGGGCAGGUGGAGGAGGACAAGCUGCGCGACAUCACCGAGCAGGAGCUGUGCCGGACGUACGGAGCCCCGCCCUCCGAGCCGCUACUCGGAAACUACUUCCACCUACCCUCGAGACCAGAUCGGCAGGAUCCUAUUGUUCUCGAUGACUCCCUGCCAACUAUCCCGGUGUACAGCGCGCUGCGCAUGGCGUCUAGCCAGCCCGUGCGGCGCGCCCGCACGCCGCCGCUCGUGCAGGCCCGGCGCACGCGGCUCCUCGGCACGCGUCGCACGCACUUCCAGCACGACCCACACCAACAUUGAACUACACUCACUUUAAAUAACACCCAAUUCUAAUUCAUUUGUAAUUUUAUACGUAAUAAAUACUGCAGCUCA